Messenger RNA from Daucus carota subsp. sativus, 686 nucleotides. RefSeq names its product large ribosomal subunit protein eL31. Gene Ontology annotation, molecular function: structural constituent of ribosome. Gene Ontology annotation, biological process: cytoplasmic translation. Lineage: Eukaryota; Viridiplantae; Streptophyta; Magnoliopsida; Apiales; Apiaceae. Gene Ontology annotation, cellular component: cytosolic large ribosomal subunit; ribosome. The record is from RefSeq and is a predicted model, not a curated record. The transcript is spliced from 3 exons. The coding region runs from base 161 to 523 and encodes 120 amino acids.
CAGCCGUAAACGUGUAAUUACCAUAAUACCCCGAGGGAAAAUUAGGGUUUUGCGAAGAUAUAUAACCUAUAUAAUAGUCCAACUCCGCCUCACAUUGCUCCCUUCACUCGGCAGCAGCACAUCUCGAAACCCUAGCAGGUAAGGAUUUGAAUAUCGAAAAAUGGUGGAGAAGACCAAAGGAAGGAAGGAAGAGGUUGUCACCAGGGAGUACACUAUUAACCUCCACAAGCGCCUUCAUGGCUGCACCUUCAAGAAGAAGGCUCCUAAUGCUAUCAAAGAAAUCAGGAAGUUUGCCCAGAAGGCUAUGGGCACCAAGGAUGUCCGAGUGGAUGUUAAGCUAAACAAGCAAAUUUGGAGCAGGGGGAUCAGAAGUGUCCCAAGGAGGGUCAGGGUCCGCAUUGCUCGCAAGCGUAAUGAUGAUGAAGAUGCAACUGAAGAGCUUUACUCCCUUGUUACUGUUGCUGAGGCUCCAACAGGGCUUAAGGGACUUGGUACCCUAGUCAUUGAAGAAGAUGAUGAGUGAUUUACUUCUAGUUUUUUUAUUGUAUGCAAUAGAUUUUUGCAAAGCCCAGAGUGUUGAGACUUUUUUAUUACCUAGUUGCUUUGACGUCAUUUAUCAUGCUUCAAUUCUGCUUUUGUUGCUGAAGGAUAAUACAGAUUUUAAUAUUGAAAGUAUUGUUGCAUUA